AUGUCGCUCGCACACACAGCUGCAGAGUACAUGCUCUCUGAUGCCCUGCUGCCCGACCGCAAGGGCCCCCGCCUCAAAGCACUGCGCCUGGAGCUUCCCCUGGACCGCAUGGUCAAGUUCGUAGCCGUGGGCUCCCCCUUGUUGCUGAUGUCGCUGGCAUUUGCCCAGGAGUUCUCCUCAGGGUCUCCCAUCAGCUGCUUCUGUCCCAGUAACUUCAGCAUCCGGCAGGCUGCCUACGUGGACAGUUCCUGUUGGGACUCACUGGUUCACCACGAACAGGAUGAGUCUGGCCAUUACAAGAUGAAAUCCCUCUGGCCUCACAAGGUCCUCCCCUACUCCCUGCUGGCCCUGGCCGUGGCCAUGUACCUGCCGGUUCUGCUGUGGCAGUAUGCAGCUGUGCCGGCCCUCAGCUCAGAUCUGCUGUUCAUCAUUAGCGAGCUGGACAAAUCCUACAAUCGCGCCAUCCGCCUAGUGCAGCACAUGCUGAAGAUUCGGCAGGAGAGCUCGGACCCCCACGUGUUCUGGGACGAGCUGGAGAAGGCUCGGAAAGAACGAUACUUUGAAUUCCCCUUGCUAGAGCGAUACCUGGCCUGCAAGCAGCGCUCACACUCACUAGUGGCCACCUACCUCCUGAGGAACUCCCUUUUGCUCCUCUUCACCUCAGCCACCUACCUGUACCUUGGCCACUUCCACCUGGAUAUCUUCUUUCAAGAGGAAUUCAGCUGUUCCAUCAAGACAGGGUUGCUACAUGAUGAGACCCAUAUCCCUGACCUGAUCACAUGCAGGCUGACCUCUUUGUCUGUCUUCCAGAUCGUUAGUCUCUCCAGUGUAGCAAUAUACACUCUAUUGGUUCCAGUGAUAAUAUACAACCUCACCCGGCUGUGUCGGUGGGACAAACGGCUCCUAUCCAUCUAUGAGAUGCUCCCGGCUUUUGAUCUCCUCAGUAGAAAGAUGCUGGGAUGUCCCAUCAAUGACCUCAAUGUGAUCCUUCUUUUUCUCCGCGCCAACAUCUCUGAGCUCAUCUCUUUUAGCUGGUUGAGUGUCCUGUGUGCAUUGAAGGACAUGACCACUCAGAAGCAUAACAUUGACACAGUGAUUGAUUUCAUGACUUUAUUGGCUGGCUUAGAACCCUCAAAACCGAAACAUCUCGCCCAAGGGAUGUGUGAUGAAAACCCAUAG
Molecule: messenger RNA, 1179 nt
Organism: Hippopotamus amphibius kiboko
Lineage: Eukaryota; Metazoa; Chordata; Mammalia; Artiodactyla; Hippopotamidae
Gene: PANX3
Product: pannexin 3
Exons: 4
Coding region: 1-1179 (392 amino acids)
Biological process (GO): monoatomic cation transport; positive regulation of interleukin-1 production
Molecular function (GO): channel activity
Source: RefSeq, a predicted model, not a curated record